AUGUUAUCGAUAUUGAGAAAAGCCCGGCUGAAGGACAAGGAGAUGAGAAUUCUGAUGCUGGGUCUCGACAAUGCGGGCAAGACCACCAUCGUGAAGAAGAUCAUGAAUGAAGACGUUACCACCGUCAGCCCCACUCUUGGGUUCAUUAUCAAGACUAUUGACUUUGAGGGAUACAAGUUGAACAUAUGUAAGCCAACUUGCAUCCGUAGCUGGUUCUGGAAAAAGAUGCGGCGCUCCAUCAUGGCGGCACUGACAACCAUAUCCAGGGGACGUGGGUGGUCAAAAGACCCUGCGAAUUACUUUGAGAAAACUGAUACCCUGGUGUGGGUGGUUGAUGCUACCGAUCGUCUUCGUGUCGAUGAUUGUCGACAGGAGCUGGCUGGACUGCUCUUGGAAGAGCGCCUGAUGGGUGCUACUUUACUGGUUUUUCUGAACAAAACCGAUGUGGAACAUUGUAUGACAGAAGACGAAGUCCGACAGCGCCUUGAGUUGGAUCUUAUUGUAACGCACAAAUGGACCAUUCUGCCGUGCAGUGCGAUGACAGGCAAAAAUCUCAUCGAGGGGUUGAAUUGGGUGGUACAGGAUGCCAAGGAUCGUCUAUUUUUAUAUUAG
This is a messenger RNA of Penicillium diatomitis, 612 nucleotides long. RefSeq names its product ADP-ribosylation factor family protein. Lineage: Eukaryota; Fungi; Ascomycota; Eurotiomycetes; Eurotiales; Aspergillaceae. Gene Ontology annotation, molecular function: GTPase activity; GTP binding. The transcript is spliced from 6 exons. Gene Ontology annotation, cellular component: cytoplasm; microtubule cytoskeleton. Bases 1 to 612 code for a protein of 203 amino acids. The record is from RefSeq and is a predicted model, not a curated record. Gene Ontology annotation, biological process: protein folding.